AUGCUAGGCAUCAUCCAAUUCAUCUCCAUCGCCUGUGGUAUCGUCCUCUCAUUCUUCCCGGAUGAAUACGACCGCGCAGUUCAUAAUUGGCUAUCCAGUGCCGACAACGCCACCACCGUAGACAAAACGCGCUGGCCCACCGAUAUCUCGCGCGAUAUCGUCCCUGUUGGCUGCCACUCCCAUAACGAUUACUGGCGCCGGGUGCCACUGUACUCCGCACUGCAAGCGGGAUGCAUAGGCGUCGAAGCCGACGUCUGGCUUUUCGACAACGAGCUCUACGUCGGUCACACCACAUCGUCGCUAACAGAGCACCUAACCCUGCAAUCCAUGUACAUUAACCCGCUAGUAACCAUCCUCGAGCGCCAGAACCCAACCACCAAAUUCAACCAGGGGGGCGACAGCCCUGCGCAUGGAGUCUUCGACACAGACCCGGCUCAGACUCUAAUCCUCCUCAUCGACUUCAAAACCGCAGGCCCUGCAACCUGGGACGCCGUCACGAAGCAACUCGCUCCGCUCCGUGACCGGGGCUACCUAACCCACUUCAACGGCGACGAGGUCAUACAGGGCCCCGUCACCGUCGUCGGAACGGGAAACACACCCUUCAACCUUGUCAUCGCAAACACCACCUACCGCGAUAUUUUCUUCGACGCCCCGCUCGACAAACUCGUUGAAGCCGAGCAGUCAGGCGACAACCCCCAACUGGACGCAGCCCUCUUCCCAGGCACAGAUCUCGGCCAAGGCCAAUCUGGCAUGCCAACUACCGUUACUGCAUCCACAUUCAACGCCUCGAACAGCUUCUAUGCCUCUGUGUCCUUCAAGAAGUCAAUUGGUCAUCCCUGGCCCUUCCACUUCACGCAGCGCCAGAUGGACCGCAUCCGCAGCCAGGUGCGCGUUGCGCACCAGCACGGCUUGAAAGUGCGCUACUGGGCGCUGCCGAGCUGGCCUCGCAGUCUGCGAAAUCAUAUCUGGCGCGUGCUUGCGCAAGAGGGUGUAGAUAUUCUGAAUGUUGAUGAUUUGGUUGAUGCUACUAAGGGAGAUUGGAAUACGGGGGUCUUCGAUUGGUGGCCAUGA
Penicillium mononematosum is the source of this 1071-nucleotide messenger RNA. RefSeq lists its product as uncharacterized. The record is from RefSeq and is a predicted model, not a curated record. Gene Ontology annotation, biological process: lipid metabolic process. Lineage: Eukaryota; Fungi; Ascomycota; Eurotiomycetes; Eurotiales; Aspergillaceae. Bases 1 to 1071 code for a protein of 356 amino acids. The transcript has 2 exons. Gene Ontology annotation, molecular function: phosphoric diester hydrolase activity.